GGCAGCGCUGGCGCUGGGGACCGGCUCGGUGGCUUCGGGAGACAGUUUGGUGUCGGCGUCCGCCUGCGUUACUCCGAAUCCCGCCCUCGGCACGGCUCGCAGCCCCCUCACCACCGGCGCCCGACGAUGUGUCUCAGCAGCCGGGCGUAGCAGCUGCGCGUGCGCGGAACCGCGGGGCCAUGAGCGAAGCCGGCGGCGGCCGGGGCUGUGGGUCCCCGGUCCCCCAGCGAGCGUCAUGGAGCCUGGUGGCAGCGGCGGCCGCGCUCUGCCUGGUGUCGGCCACAUCCGUGUGGACCGCGGGGGCCGCGCCCAUGAGUAGGGAGGAGAAACAGAAGCUUGGGAAUCAAGUACUGGAAAUGUUUGAUCAUGCUUAUGGUAACUAUAUGGAACAUGCUUACCCAGCUGAUGAACUCAUGCCUUUAACCUGUAGAGGUCGUGUUAGAGGCCAGGAGCCAAGUCGGGGUGAUGUCGAUGAUGCCUUGGGAAAAUUUUCCCUGACACUGAUUGAUUCUUUGGAUACUCUUGUGGUAUUAAAUAAAACUAAAGAAUUUGAAGAUGCGGUGAGAAAAGUUUUAAGAGAUGUUAAUUUAGAUAAUGAUGUAGUUGUAUCAGUCUUUGAAACAAACAUCAGAGUUCUUGGGGGUCUUUUGGGUGGACACUCACUGGCAAUCAUGCUGAAAGAAAAAGGCGAAUACAUGCAGUGGUACAGUGACGAGCUUCUCCAAAUGGCAAAGCAAUUGGGUUACAAACUGUUACCAGCUUUUAAUACUACCAGUGGCCUUCCUUACCCAAGAAUUAAUUUAAAGUUUGGCAUCAGAAAACCAGAAGCCCGGACAGGAACUGAGACAGAUACCUGUACAGCUUGUGCAGGUACCUUGAUCCUUGAGUUUGCUGCUUUAAGUCGAUUCACAGGAGCAACAAUAUUUGAGGAAUAUGCAAGAAAAGCUCUUGAUUUUCUCUGGGAAAAAAGACAACGAAGUAGUAAUUUAGUGGGUGUGACUAUAAAUAUUCAUACUGGAGAUUGGGUACGAAAAGAUAGUGGAGUUGGAGCAGGGAUUGAUUCAUAUUACGAAUAUCUAUUGAAAGCCUAUGUCUUGCUUGGAGAUGACAGUUUUCUGGAAAGAUUCAAUACACACUAUGAUGCCAUAAUGAGGUACAUUAGCCAGCCACCUCUUCUGCUUGAUGUGCAUAUUCACAAACCAAUGCUGAAUGCUCGGACUUGGAUGGAUGCUCUGCUAGCUUUUUUUCCGGGUUUACAGGUUUUAAAGGGGGAUAUUAGACCUGCUAUUGAAACUCAUGAAAUGUUGUAUCAGGUGAUUAAAAAACACAAUUUUCUACCAGAGGCAUUUACCACAGAUUUCAGGGUACAUUGGGCUCAACAUCCUUUAAGGCCAGAAUUUGCAGAAAGUACCUACUUCUUAUAUAAAGCUACAGGAGAUCCUUACUACCUUGAAGUAGGGAAAACACUUAUUGAAAAUUUAAAUAAAUAUGCUAGAGUGCCUUGUGGAUUUGCUGCCAUGAAGGAUGUUCGUACUGGAAGUCAUGAGGACAGGAUGGAUUCUUUCUUUUUGGCUGAAAUGUUUAAAUAUCUUUACCUAUUAUUUGCUGAUAAAGAAGACAUUAUUUUUGACAUAGAAGAUUACAUCUUUACGACAGAAGCUCAUCUCUUACCUCUUUGGCUCUCUACUACAAAUCAAAACAUCUCUAAGAAGAACACAACCUCAGAAUAUACAGAACUGGAUGACAGUAAUUUUGAUUGGACUUGUCCAAAUACUCAAAUUCUCUUCCCUAAUGACCCGUUGUAUGCUCAGAGCAUUCGUGAACCCUUGAAAAAUGUGGUGGAUAAGAGUUGUCCUAGAGGCAUCAUCAGAGUAGAGGAGAGUUUCAGGAGUGGAGCUAAACCCCCUCUCAGAGCCAGAGAUUUCAUGGCCACUAACCCUGAGCAUUUAGAAAUCCUGAAGAAGAUGGGGGUGAGUUUGAUUCACCUCAAAGAUGGGAGAGUCCAGUUGGUCCAACAUGCAAUCCAAGCUGCUAGUUCAAUUGACGCUGAAGAUGGGUUGAGGUUUAUGCAGGAGAUGAUCGAAUUGUCAAGUCAGCAACAGAAAGAGCAGCAGCUACCUCCACGAGCUGUACAAAUUGUUUCCCACCCAUUUUUUGGCAGGGUAGUAUUGACUGCAGGACCAGCUCAGUUUGGGCUGGAUCUGUCUAAACAUAAAGAGACAAGAGGAUUUGUUGCAAGCAGUAAACCAUACAAUGGUUGUUCAGAGCUUACCAAUCCUGAGGCAGUGAUGGGAAAAAUCGCAUUGAUACAAAGAGGACAGUGCAUGUUUGCAGAAAAGGCACGCAAUAUCCAAAAUGCUGGAGCCAUUGGUGGCAUUGUUAUUGAUGACAAUGAGGGGAGCAGCAGUGAUACUGCCCCUCUGUUCCAGAUGGCAGGUGAUGGAAAGGAUACAGAUGACAUCAAGAUCCCCAUGCUGUUCUUAUUCAGCAAAGAAGGAAGUAUCAUACUGGACGCCGUCCGGGAGUACGAGGAAGUAGAAGUGCUGCUUUCUGACAAAGCGAAAGAUCGAGAUCCUGAAAUAGAAAAUGAAGAACCAUCCUCUGAGAAUGAUUCUCAGAAUCAAAGUGCUGAACAGAUUACGUCGCGUUCUCAGGAGGUUGAUUUGGUUGAUCAAGAAUCUCCUGAGGAAAGUUCUCUAAACUCUCACCCAGAAUCAUUAUCUCCAGCAGAUACAGACAGUGCUGCAAGUGUUUUCCCUUCUGAACAGACUUCUGAUCCCACAGAAAGCCGUGAGACUACAAGUCUUGAUGGUGAAUGUACAGAUUUAGAUAACCAGGAACAAUCAGAAACUGAGGAGGAUUCCAAUCCAAAUGUUAGCUGGGGUAAAAAGGUCCAGCCUAUAGACUCCAUAUUAGCAGACUGGAAUGAAGAUUUAGAAGCAUUUGAAAUGAUGGAGAAGGAUGAACUAUGACUCUGUAAAGAAUAUGGUGGUAGGUAUUUAAAAAGAAAAGUUAAACUGUGGUUAAUAGACACCCUAAUACCAAGCAGGCUCUCUAAUGGGAGGCUUUAAGUAUGGUGAUGAGUAACCACGUUCUGACUGGAUAGUUAUCAUAUGGAACUGGAGCAUGCUGUGUUAGAAUUGACCUGGUUUAAAACUGUCCCAUCAAGUGUGGAAACUCACAGUUCCCCUCAAGUGACAGCAUUGCACUGCUCUGCAACACCUCAGGCCUGGGAAACAUUACUGGGCAUUCCUGGGAAUCAGAUUUCUGCAUAAACAAGAAACAAAUUCAGUUAAUAGUGGAGUGGGGAAUAGGAGUUUGUAUAGCUUUCUAAUUAAAGGAAGCUUGGCUUCUUGGUUUUGGGGUUAGAGGUUCUUUAGGAAAGACGCGUAUGAGAAUUGUGGCAUUCUGGUGACGCUGCCUUCACAAAAACACUAGAAGUGACCUAAGUGGUUAUGAAGCAAAUGUGUUCAUGAUGAGAACAGACUGCUCAUCACUUUCACGUGCUUUAUUCAGUGUCAGGUGAUCAAGAUGACUUGAUAUUUUUUCCCCUCUUAACAAUGUCCUUUUCAUUUAAACCAAAGGUGAAGCCAGUGUACUUUCUCAGUGAGUUCUCUGCAUAAAGACUAAUCAGUGAGACCAGGUAAAAAGGUCAUUUAUGAUGUAUUGUGGAAAUCGGUAUACUAUUGAAAAGUGGAGCAAGGAAGAAACUAUAAUGUUGCAAUAUGAACUUCCCAUUGGGCCUUCCAUAGGGAAAGCUAUGACUACUCUGAAAUGGAAUUUAGCAUUGUAUCCUUGUAGGGUAGAUUAUAAAUCUUUUCCAGUUCAUUUCUUUUAGAGGUGGUUACCUCUAGCCAUCAGCCUUACUCCAUCCCAUGUUCGUGUGCAAUGUGAGCCGCAAGGCCUGUAUCGCCAACAGCGAUUUUGUUCCAUUUUUCUGUCUCAUGGAGCCGUGAUAAAACUGUGGUAGUGAUCUAAUAUUUCUAGGGUAACUGCCGUUUUUCUUCUUUGAAACUUUGGUUUCUAAAGUUGCACCUAAGGAGUCUGUCACAUUUUCUGUUGAAUCAUGGUUUUUACAUUUGCUUUUUCUUUCUUUUUUUUUUUUAAACAAAUAUUCCUUCUGAUAUGGACUUGAAAAUUAGUCUGUGGUGGCCUGUGUAAAAAAUUUACACAGUGGCAACUACAUAUAGCCAUAUAGCUUAAUGAGGAAUUUUUUCCAUUUCUUUUUGGUGGCAGUCUGUUGCUGGCCACAUUUAAGUUUUUAAAAUUUUGUUUUUGAUAAUCCGUAGACAGCCCUGUAGUUGAAAUCAUGGCUUUAAUCAUUUUAUUUAUUUUUUAAAACUUAUCUGAGUCAGUUCUAAAGGAAUAUUUGAGAGAAUUUUCUUUCUGUUUACCAUGACAUUACACAAUAACCUUUUCCUAAAACGGUUUUGAGGUACUGAUGAACUUAAACUGUACAUGGAGCUGUUAAAGAACAGCAGUGCUGUAUUGUAGUUAUGUAUAUUCAUGUACAGUGUGUCUUAGAUGCCAAGUAAACAUAUUCUUUUAUAAGGGGAUAAAUACCUGUUUUCAAAAAUUUCAGCUAAAUAUAAUUGAGUCAAUGAGUAAUCUAGUAGAGAAUUCACUUUGGGGAAGGGGAUUAAAAGAGUAGCUAUACAAGACCUUUAUUGGCCCUUAAUUAAACCUGACACCAAAAAUGGAUAUUUUUAGUCUCUGUGCAUGUGAAAUUUGGUGUAAGAAGAUAGAACUAUAAUACAUACAGUAUAAGGAAGGAUAGACGUAGUGCAUUGUUCAUCUUAAAUCGCAAAGCUGCCAAAAUAGCUGAAGCUUAAUUACUUGCCUUGAUUUUUAGGACUGGGGCUUGGAGAAAAGGAGCAGAUGUUCCUCUAAGACUUUGAUUACAGAAGCCUUAUAUCCAUUCAUUUGAUUUCGUAUUUGUAGCGCAAAGCUAUUGUCGUCUGAAUCUAACUUUUCUAAGUUACUGGAACAACAUAAUUUUUUUUCAACAAGAAGAACUUAAUGGCAUGCAGGAUCGUGUAACACACUAGGGAAAGCCAGCUUACCACCACUUUUCCUUCCUUUGGCCGUUAGGGGGAGGUGUUGCCUUUCAUUGAAGUGUAGAAGCAAAUUGUUCACGUGUUUAGAAAACUAAAUUCUUCAAAAAAAAAAAAAGAAAGAAAGAAAGAAAAGAAAAAAAUUUAACCCAUUGUACUUACUACCCGGAAAGAAUUAAACUUACUUUUUCUCUAGUUAAGAAAAGAGGAUAUAAUGUUAGGCCCCAAAACUCCAACAUUGUAAUUGACUCUCUACCUUCAUUUACUUGUUUGACAUACUGCCACAAAGUUUUUGAGUUUAUUUUUAAAAUUCCAACAGCACUAGUUUUUUUUUUUUUUUUUUUUUUAAAUACCUUUUAUAGACAUUUUAUUUACUUGCUAAAGAUUCAGGGGAUUCUAUGAGACCCUGAAUUUAGAAACAUCUGGUCUACCUCAGUUAAAUGUUGACUGCUUAGAAAUAGAGCUGAAGUGAUCACCACAGCCAUAAAAUUGUUUGACUAAGAAAGAUUUAUACAAUGUUUACAAACCUGGAAUCAAGUAAGGAUUUUAUCUGAAAGUUAAAAGUUAGAUAUUAGAAUAAGUUUUUAAUUCAGGUAUUUUCAAGUUUUAAACCUUAACUUGUUUACCUACUAAAAAUAAAAUAGCUAUAGUUUUUUCUGCUUAUAAAAGUCCAUUUAAAUGAUAUACCCUAAUUUGCAAUACUUUUCCUGUAAAGUUUUAGGUAUGAAAGAAUUGUAAUUUGCUAUGUUUGGGAUGGGCUAUUUUGUUGGGUUGGUCUUCUUUUUUCUUUUUAACCUAUAAUAGGUUUACGAAAAGAGUAGAAUUGAUUCAGAACAAAUUAUUUUUUUGACCUUAUGCUUUUCCCUUUUCUUCACAGUAUUAGAGAGUAAAAUGAAAAAUUGUGCACUCUCUGAUUUUAACUUCUCUAAUAUAAAUAAUCUUAAGAAUUUUUAAAAAUUUAAAUUACCAUCACACAGCCCUUUUUAUAGCAAAGCCAUCAUUUGUUCUCUCACCAAACCCCAUGCCAAAUGCAUCAUAAAGAAAGCUCAGCAUAAGUAAUUCAAAUAGUGCUUAUAAUUUUAGAGGGGGGGUGGAAUUUAGUAAAUAUUCCAACAGGUCAUUUUAUGCACAAGGCUUCAGUCAGAACAUAGAAAAAAAACAUUCUGUGAAUGAAAUAUUGUAUGUUCAGAUUUUAUAAAAGACGUUUUUAAAAGCCCAAUUUACAGCCGUAUAUUUUCUUAUGAUGUAAUUUAUGAAAAAGAUGUCUGUACUAACAGGUGCUGUAACACUACUGUUGUUGGAUUUUAUUGUUUGGUGAUAAAUGUAUACAAUAUUUCUAAGGGAAACUAUGUACUGUGAUGUAAAAGUCUGGGCAAAAUGUAUAUAAUACUUGUAUAUAAUUGUGUAUUUGAUUAUAAUUACUGAUUGUAAAAAUUUAAUAAAAUAUGUAAAUAUUC
Molecule: messenger RNA, 6511 nt
Organism: Cynocephalus volans (Philippine flying lemur)
Lineage: Eukaryota; Metazoa; Chordata; Mammalia; Dermoptera; Cynocephalidae
Gene: EDEM3
Product: ER degradation enhancing alpha-mannosidase like protein 3
Exons: 20
Coding region: 180-2972 (930 amino acids)
Biological process (GO): endoplasmic reticulum mannose trimming; carbohydrate metabolic process; mannose trimming involved in glycoprotein ERAD pathway
Cellular component (GO): membrane; endoplasmic reticulum
Molecular function (GO): mannosyl-oligosaccharide 1,2-alpha-mannosidase activity; calcium ion binding
Source: RefSeq, a predicted model, not a curated record